GGCACCUAUUUGUAUAUUAUUUAUGAAAGCAUUUUGAGGUAUUUAAAGUGCAGUUGUCUGGAUUGUGCAGCAUGCAUGGGCAUGUCAUCUUGUUUUCCAUUUGUUAGGCGCAAACAGAGAAACAACUUAGAAAUUUUUCUCGUCAUCUUGGGAUUGGAUAACGCUGGAAAGACGACAACAACGCGCAGUAUCAAAGGAGUUUCAAGUGAAUUAGUCGCCCCGACAAUUGGCUUUGAUCGUAUUGAAUUCGCUAUAGAUCGAUUUAAUAUUAAUCUUUAUGAUUUGGGUGGUGGCAAAACUAUACGUGAUAUCUGGGAGACAUAUUUUGCUGAAGUCUAUGGAGUUAUAUUUGUCGUAGAUUCGAGUGCACCGGAAAGACUUGAAGAAUGUCAUGAAGUGUUGUGUAAUCUACUUGCUCAUCCGUGUAUUUCAGGCAAACCGGUUCUUUUAUUGGCAAAUAAACGGGAUAUUAAAGAUGCACUGGAUGAAUCAGAGCUUAUAGCGGCUCUGCAGUUGGAUGAUUUAGUCAAUCAAUAUCAUUGUCCUUGUCGAUUGGAGUAUUGCUGUGCUUUAUUAUUACCUGGUAAAAAAUUAGAUAAAGCAAUUCGUGAUGGUUUACGAUGGCUACUCAGGUAUAUCGAAUCAGAAAUAACCACACUACAAUCACGUGUACACGCUGAUAUGGCUAGACAAGCAAGAGAACAAGCAAUUGAACGUGAAGCUCGAAAAGAAAGAGUUCGCCUAGCUAGAGAAGAAAGAGAACGUUUGGAAAAAUUGUCUAAUCAUAAGAAUAAAAAAAUGCAGCCUAACAACACACCUGUAUCAGAUAGACUUCAUAAUGAUAUUGGUGACAUUAUGACGGAUGAAAGCAUUAAUAUUGAAUUAUCUCAGGUAGUGGGAACUACUACAACAGGUGAUUAUGAAGAACAACUACCCAGUAUAAGUGAAUCAGAAGACAAAUCUAUUCGAUUCUCUGAAAUCCCAGAACCUAAACUAUGCAGAAAUAGUCAAUUUUUGCCGAGUACAUCAUUGACAGAUAAACAGAAGACAAAUAAUCAUCCAUUAGCCUGCUCACUGUUAAAUUCACGUGAAUUAAUGCAUCAGAUCCAACUGGCAUGCAGUAUUGAUGUUGACUUCACUGAGAGAAAAAUUAAUCUCAAGGAAGAUAAACAAAGUUUAAUAAUCGAUGAAAAUAUUGACCUUGAAUCUACUGACGACGAUGAUGAUGAUGAUGCUGAUGACGCUAAAGAAGAAAAUAGGCCAAAUGACAAUACUGUAAUGCCUUUACAAGAAAAUGAUACAAAAUCACCAACACAUUUCUCAAUACCACCACCAUUUUAUGGUCAUCAGGUUAAUACUAAAGGGGACAUUGUCGAACGGGAAUGUGCUAAAGAUGGCUUUCUGUCCAUAAGCAGUCCAAAAUCAUCUACUGAAGUACCUGAAGUUGAUCCAGAUUUGAACAAUAAUAAUAAUGGUAAUAAUGUCCAGUGUUUAAGUAUGACACCGGCAUUAAUAAAUCCAUUGUAUGAGAAGAAGGUGAACAAGAAGACGAAGAAUCCUUCAGUUUCUGUUAUCCGAUGAUCUAUUGACCUGAUCGAUGGAUUGAUUCAUUUAUAUAUAAAAUAAACUACUGAUUUAUGUAUUUAAUAGUAAUCGAUACAACAUCGUCUCCCUCUUGUCAACUUUUUUUCGAGUUAGUCCAGUGAACGAACCAACACAUUUGGUAAGAUAAUCCAAGAGAAUAGCAAUAAUCACGGCUUCCUGAAAACAACAUCCUCAUUGUCUAAAUCGAUCAAAGCUGGUCCAUCGUCAUUAGCACGUGUUUUACCACCAAAAUUGAAUAAAUUAUAUCCGAUAACAACAACCACAACGCCAGCAAAAAUAACAACAACAACAAGACAGUUGACAACUUCAUCCCCUACAUCAAAAUCAUCUCUAUCAUCUGGUGGAACACUACAGCUGACAUCAACAACUACAGAGGCUUUAAAAAAACACAAUCUAGUCUAACAUAUCUAUCAAAGUGUGAUUGGAAGCAGUCAAAAUAAAAACAGUUGUACAUGAUAUAUAUAUGUAUAUCUAUCUAUAUAUUUAUAUCUCAUUUCAUAUAUCUAUACACAUGUAUAUUUUGAAUUGGAAUAAAAAUUGUAACGGAAGCACAUCACUGUAACAAAAGUUCAUUUUUGUGUUUGUUCAAUGUGUGUUGAUUUGAUUCGUUGCCUUCAAAUACAAACAAACAAACAAACACGCCUUUUUUCUCUCAUAUUGCUAACAGUUUUUUUUCUUUUUUUAUUCUUUGAGGCUUUUAUGCUUGGAGUGAGUGAUGAAUGUUUUACCAAAUAAGGGGGUGACAAUUGUUCUUCUAUUACUUGUGAAAUGUUAUUCAGAUAGAGAGAAGGUUAGAUUGAUGAGUGACCAAUGACCCACUCGUCCAACUGGGAUUCUACUCAAGUGAUGGCCUACCUUUAUUACGUGUAAUGUCAUUCGACGGUCUCCUUCCUCGUUGUAUGCUCGAUCAAUCUACCUUCAAUCCAUUUCUCCUACAUAUUUGUUGAGUAAUCGGCUCUUGCCUGUUGCUUAGUUCCAUGUGAAGAAUUUCUUGUUACAAAUUCUUUCUGGUAGAGCUUUUGAUCUUCAGUAUUGAGCCAGUCAGUCAGUAAACGUGGCAGUUGUUGGUAAAAGUCUACAUCUCGUGACGCACUGGCCAAGUUUUAGAUCCAUAAAGUAGAAUUGACUGACUGGAUUCAUAUUUUUGUUAAAAAUCCGAUUCUUGUUCUUUAUGCUGGCUAAGUUAUUGCAGAAGAUUUGCAAACUGGUUUCAGGUUGAUGAAGGCCUGCGUAUCUUGCUUGUCUUCCCCAUUCUGGUUGGCUGGGUAGGCUCUGACAUCUUCAUUCGUGUAAUCCACCUGUGAUUAGUGAAUAAACGUUCUGGGAGUGCACAAAAAUCCAACAGAAUUCACUAUAGCCAAUAUUCUAUGAAUGAAUACUUAGUUAGUAGCGUGCAGAUUGUUAACUGAGGAACUCUUCACAGCUAUAACGAAAUGCUUUGUCAACAGCCUGUUUUGUUGAUGUUGAGAGAGUACUACUUUCCAAGAGUGUUGCCAAGUUUUUCACUCGCCUUUAACGCUGAUGCGAUUGUGUUUGCGUGUAUGUGGGAUUUAACACUUCUGACCUGCAGUUCAAACAUUCACACUUCAAUAAGCAUCCUUACAAAUAAGUGUGUAUGUGUAUGGCUGAUAAAUAACAAAGGCUUACUAUAGAAUUAACUCAAGAUUACCUAUAUAUGUGCAGACCAAGUUCACUUUUAACAGUUUAAAAGAAUUUGGCCAUUAGUAUUCGGUAUAUCGUAUUCAUUAUAAUAAAGGCUUUAUUUUGUAUUUCCCAAUGAGUGAAUGAAAAACAAAAAAGGAUAUUGUUGUCGUUGAUUUUACUGAUGACGUUUUGCUAUUUAAUGCUACUGCUGCUAAUAGAUUUAUCAUCAAAGGAGUAAUACUAAACCAGAGAAAUUUACAAAAUCCACUCAGCUUAUAUACAAUAACAACUUAAUCAUCGUUCCUCAGCAUGGCGGAUAAUUCUGUUUACGUUGUUGUCAAGUUGGCCAAUUGGUGAAGAUAACAAAACCAGGUGAGUAUAGAUGACUGUUGGAUUUGAUAAGUGUAUAAAAUCAUACAAAAGCAGCAUGUAUUUGCAUAACGAAAUUGUUUAUAACAUUCGUGUUCAUUUUGUCAUUCGAUGCGAGAAAUCUAGGGUAUUGUGUUGUAAUCAGGACAAAUUCUGUUUCAGUUCAUCAUUCUUAUUCAGUUCAGACAAUUUGGAUUCCAUUUGGUGAUAUGAAGUACUUCUAAUGAUAUGAGACUUUCUUUGUGAUUUUCCAAACUGUUUCUGGAUGAUGAUUUCAAUAUUUUCAAAAUCAAUUUUGUGACCUGAUUGAUUCUGUAGCUUAGCGUGGCGUGUAGACGGCCACCUGUGUCUGAUGAUUCUUCAAGCUUUUCUAGGUAACUGGAUUUAUUUCUCGGUGGUCGAACAGAUGCUCUACAACUCAUUUGUUCUGAUCCCCUUGAUUUCUCUCUAGCGAUGUUUUUCCGAUGUAUAUCAAAUCACAUAACAUUUCAAGCAUUUUAUUUUGUAGACGCAACUAGAUGGAAAAUCCUUAGGGAUUUGCUAUUUCAUGUGGACAAGGUUGCUUUGAAGUGUGCGUAUCUGGUGUUUUGAAUAAAACUUCGAUGUUUUGAUGUUGAGUACCCUUCUGAUAUCUUUCGUCUGAUGUCUCUGAUCUAUAUGUAAUGACAACUGUUCAGGUGCAUACAUGUCUUCGAUAUACGUUUUCGACCAUACAUUUAUUGUUGUUAGCGUUGAUUUUGCCGAUGAAGUUCUGUGUGUAGUUAUUUAGCUUGUCAGUCUCAGUAAUGUUUGAUAAUUCUUCUUCCUUCUCAUCCGUUAACAUCAAGCAGUGUGCUCAACUAAGAAGACUUGAAACAACUGAUACCUUUGCUCUGAUUAGAGUGUGCCGAUCCGAAUUCUAAAUAUUUAUUGUUGAAGUGAAGUUUGCCUCCCGAAUGAAUCUAGAUAUACUGAAAUGUCCGUUUUCCCUCCUCUUCACAGGACAGGCAGUCUAGUUAAUAAGAGGUAGUUCAUCAACGUCGUCUGAUUCUGCCUGCUUCCAAAGUGAACUGGAUGGAUGCUGUGAGGUAGAUUGUGCACAGUUUCUCUGCAAGAAUGAACUGUGAUGUAGAUCUCAUUUUAGCACUACACGCGAGUAUCAUCAACGUAUCAACAAUGUAGGCAUAUUUUAGGCAUGAUUAUGCUUGAUAAGAUGUCUAUGUGCAAUAAGGCAUAUAUUAAAGGGUAUAUUCCCUAACAAAAACAGAAGAUGGUCAGAUGACUGAUAUUCGAUUCACAUAGAUCGUAGUUCUGAACUGUUGAACAGGUCUGUGAAAUAUAGACUAAUAGAUUGAUUCAUGGAAUUUCAUUAAUCAAAAUGAAACAAACUGAUAUCGAGUACCAUUUCGAUAACCUUUACAACCAAAUUAUGCGUCUUUUGUGAAAUGUGAUAUCAUAUUACAAUUAGGGUUGGCUGAAUGAAAUCAAAGCCAUUUGAUAUUUGGAUGAGGCAAGAAGAACAACAAUAGUGCAUGUUUGUGCAGAAUAAGAAGAUGGUACCAUGAUUGUUUAUUUCGUUCGUUGGCUUCUUAUCAGGUCAGCUGCUGCUUACAGCCCAGAGUCAUUAUUAAGUAUAUGUACAGAAACAAUUUUAACAUGCUUGAACACAGAAUUCAUUUUUAAACAAAAAUCAAUCAAUCAGUAUAUGCAUACAACAAUAAUAAGCACUUUAUCUCAAAGAACAAUAAUCAUUAUACACAAAGGAAAUAUUCGACAUUACGUAAUCAGAUGAAAGAGAGGAUGAAAACAUCCAGUUACCAGGCAGAGCAGCGCAAGGUAAGACUGAUACUAACUGCUUCUUUCUGAACACAUAAAUCUGGUUUAUGGUGCUUGAUGGAGAUUGCUUCGGGAAGCUCAAGGAGAAUCGAAUUCUUUCGCACAUUGAUAGUUUUUAACGAUCUCGCGAUGUCCACCUCAUGACCCGUGUCAUUAGGAAUCCUCGAGACAACACUGUUCAAACAGAGCAUUAGUUCCCAGCUGAAGACAUAGGCUAUUUGGUACAUGAGAGUUAUAAGAUUUGAUAGUGUGAAAUAUUCCCAUAUUAUGAAUUAAAAGUCAAUCUGAACGAAGAAUAUUCUUUUCAAUAAUUUUCUUCAGGUUCUUACAAUUAUAAAAUAUAAUAUUUGUGGUCGUUACAAUAAAGAUAGCCAGGUAUGCGGCGGAUACAUUUUUUAACGUAGAAUAAC
Messenger RNA from Trichobilharzia regenti, 5843 nucleotides. The record is from the annotation of a GenBank genome assembly. NCBI's taxonomy places the organism in Eukaryota, Metazoa, Platyhelminthes, Trematoda, Strigeidida, Schistosomatidae.